Cydia strobilella is the source of this 2829-nucleotide messenger RNA. Its product is annotated as adhesive plaque matrix protein-like. The record is from RefSeq and is a predicted model, not a curated record. The transcript is spliced from 3 exons. Bases 280 to 2829 code for a protein of 849 amino acids. Lineage: Eukaryota; Metazoa; Arthropoda; Insecta; Lepidoptera; Tortricidae.
UGAUCUAACCAUUUUUCAGACUGCUUUGACCGAAUAUCGAUCGGCGAGCAACUCUCGCCGGACGCCAUCUAUCGGAACAUCACGGAACUAACGACGCGCGAGUGCGAGACGCUAUGCAAGCAAGACAAGCAAUGCCAGACCUUUGAUUACGGGGUUGGCGCUAAAGGCAACGCAACCUGCAACCUCAGCACCCUCGGCGACUCAGACCUUCGCGCCCAAAACCUGAUCCAACGCCACCCUGACUACGACAUCUACGUCCGCAGGGUCCUCUGCGAGCAGAUGGCCCCAAAGCCCCUCCAACCCCAGUUCGGUGAGGAAAACCCCCCACUUCACCGCCCUAUCUUCCGCCCUGAUGCAGAAGAGCCAAAAAACCCCCUAUCCGACGACUUUUCAGACUUAAGGCCUUUUGAAACAAGACCAAACUUUAGACCGCCAAGACCUUAUAUUGACAACGAUAAACCUGAUGAUUACGAAUCAAACCCGAGUUUAGAUUACCCUCCUAGUUACGGAGCACAUAGGCCUCCUGAAAUACCGUACAGACCAAUCAGACCUUACCCUGAACCUAUUCGACCUGAUCCGUAUAUGCCUGAGAGACCAUGGGUAAGACCAGAUGACCCAUAUAGACCACAACGACCAAGACCAGAUGUACCGUACGGUCCUGAAAAACCUUUAAGACCAGAAGAUUAUAGACCAAUAAGGCCUAAUGACCCUUAUGGAUCUGAUCUAAUACCUAAUGAUCCUUACAAGCCGGAUAGACCAUUAAAACCUGAUCCUUAUAGACCUGAAAGGCCAGGCUCAUACAGACCUGAUGAACCAUACAGACCUAGUUAUAAUAGGCCUUAUAACCAUUCACGUCCAAAACCGGAUCCAUAUGAUGAGCUGCAGUUCCAAGGGGGCCACGGAAGACCAAAACCAGAUCCAGGUUAUUGGAGACCAGACCCUAUCUAUCCGUCUUCACCAAACGAUGAUGUUCCUGAUCUAUACGGACCUAAGCCAGUAAGACCAGAAAGACCUCCAUAUAAACCAGAAGAUCCUGAAUAUCACUUUAUUGUCAGACCAAAUAAGAAACCAAAGCCUCAACACGAAUACAAUAAACCUGCUGAAGACCCAUAUAAACCUAAUAAACCUGACUAUGAAUCAAACAGACCUGAUCCUUACUCAUCGAGUAAACCUGAUCCAAUUGAAGAUAGUGGUUACGGAAAUAAACCAGUUCAAGAUUAUCCAUCAAAACCAAAUGAUAGGCACAGACCUAAACCAAACCCAUAUGGUCCUGGGCCAAUAGGACCACCAAACGGACCUUACAGGCCAAACAGACCUUACUAUGACUAUCCAUCAAGACCUAUAAGUGAAAAACCUAGUUACAGUUACCACAGUCAAUACGCUAGUGGUUACGGUCAAAGUCAAGAUAAUUCAAUCUAUUUAGAAAUAUAUGACCCUCCAAGACCUUAUAAGCCAAUGAGACCUUUAAACGACAAGCCAUAUCCAAGCCAAGGUUAUGGUCAUCAUUCUUAUGCUCCUCCUUCUAACAGUCACUUAGGUUAUGGUCCUGUAGAAUCAGGUCUGUAUGGUCAGAAUUAUAACAUACCUGGAGACGAAAGACCUGACCGACCUUACGGUCAAAGUUCUUAUGGAAGUCCGAAUCAGAAUUUUGACCAAUCUAGUGGUUAUGGGCACCAAAAACCUCAAAAUUCUAAACCAUCGUAUGGUAGCCAAGGUUCUUAUGGUCAAAACGAUUUUACUGGUGACCAUGGUGGGUCAAUCUAUGGUGGCAAUCGACCAUCUCAUGGUCAAGAUGACAAACCUUAUGGUGUUAAUGAUAGACCUUCAUACACCAGUCCUAAACCUUCUUAUGUCAGUCAUGACAGUCCCUCUUAUGGCAGUACUCAACGACCACCUUAUGGAGAAACUCAAGAAAAACCGUCCUAUGGAGCUCAGACUCCAUCUUAUGGUAAUCAAGACCCGAACAGACCGGACGCAAAUGACAAACCUUAUGGGGACAAUCAUAAUGGUCAAAGUGAUUAUAAUCCCAAUCAGAAGCCUAAUGAGACCUAUAGACCUGAUGUUAGACCGGUUUAUGAAUAUGAACUAGAAAAACCUUUAAAUGUGCCUAGUUACAUUGUGAAACCUAAUGGUGAUGUAAUUACUUCAAAACCUGUGACUGUCGGUGAUUAUGGGAAACCAGGGUAUGAUAGACCAGGAUAUGGGGAUUCAAGCCAUGAGUAUAAACCAGAAUAUGGCAAACCAGGUUAUGGGUAUAGCGAAAAACCAGGGUAUGGCGAAAAACCACAUUAUGGUGGGUAUGGAGACAAGCCAGCUUAUGACAGACCAUCGUAUGGAGGUAGCAAUAGCUAUGGCUCUAAACCAGAGUAUGGGGAUAAACCUGGAUACGAAAGGCCAGAGUAUGGUGACAAGCCUACGUAUGACAGACCUAUGUAUGGAAGUGGAGAUGGUAAUAGACCUGGGUAUGGGUCUAAGCCAGGGUAUAGUGACAAACCUGAAUACUAUAGGCCAGAGUAUGGAGUUAAGCCUGAUUAUGGUGGUGGAGAUGGCAAUAGACCCGGGUCUAAACCGGGGUAUGAUGACAAACCUGGAUAUGAUACAGAGUAUGGAGAUAAACCGGGGUAUGGAGGAGAUGUUGGUAACAGGCCAGGGUAUGGAGACGCAGGAUACAGAGAUCCAGGGAAGCUGGGCAGUUACAAAGGCCUCGCCAAUAUACAAGAUGUUCACAAAAAAUCCAAGUGUAUAAUGAAUCCUGCUUUGAUGACUCAUUUGAAGACGUCACAUUUUUCGAAAGUGCAAUCCAAUUUGAAAUUUAUAUCGGAAGACUAA